This is a messenger RNA of Medioppia subpectinata, 1862 nucleotides long. Lineage: Eukaryota; Metazoa; Arthropoda; Arachnida; Sarcoptiformes; Oppiidae. The record is from the annotation of a GenBank genome assembly.
AUUGUUUAAAAUGUUAUUUUUGUGUAUAUUUUUUGUUGUAAUAAUGAAAUUGUAGUGUUUUUUAGUGAACAUUAUUUAAUAUUUAUAAUAAUAAUACUAUUUAUUAAUACAUAUUUAUAAUUAAUUCACAUUUUUCUUUAUGGUUAAAAUUCAAAACCGCAUAUAAUUAUAACAAAUGAAGACCAAAAACACCAUUCAAAUAGUCGAAACUCCCGACAUAGACAGCCAUGACUUCUACGCCAACAACGGUGUCAUAAACCCAGCAUUUUUGAGCACCGGUGACACCGACAACGACCCACAACCUCCUGAGCCGCCACACCGGCAGCAACACCAACACCGCCAGCACCAGGACUACUACCAGUACCAGCACAACCCUAACCCACAGCCAAAACAACACUCACUACACCGACAACAACACCCGUCAACACCAGCCGUCACCACCACUACCGGUGCCGCCGAUACCAACACCGACUAUCGGCAAACCUAUUUCCGGCCGACACAGGUUACCAACCCGUACGGCAACGGCUCGUCAAUCGCCAGCUCCUGGGUGUAUGAGUUCAACAACGGCUCGUCCGUCGGCACUAACAGCAACACCAGUAGCCCAUCCACGGGCACCACAUACACAGGCGAGUACAUAGGCAUGAUGUCUGGGCCCACGACUACCGGUGCGACACUGCCGUCGAUACACAGGCCCUCGUUUGGCCGAUACGACCCACAUCUGGCCUACGAUAUGGACCUCACACGAGAUCAUAAGCUCAAUGGUGGCGGUGGGGCUACUGGUGCUGAUGGCCUCAGCCAUGGAUCUAAUGGCCAGUGCUGUCGGACAAUGUUGAGGCUGUUUGUGUGGGCGCUGAUACUGGUCUCCCUAUUGGGUAUAUUAAUAUCCGUGGCCUUUAUUAUAUACGUAGAGAAGUUUGCCCCACACCAGCCCUCCACCGGUGCCGUCCAGUGUUGUAAUAGCAGUAUUAGUAGCGCUGGUGUUACCGGUGCUGGCGGUGGUAGGGAUCGGUUUGACAGGAAUAUCACUGAGCCGUCGGUGGUGUCGACUAUGAAGAAAGUCGUUGAUAAUAAGGUAACAACAGUACCGCCGCUGAGCACCAGUCGACUUGUGCCGACCCCCGCCACCAAUGCCACAGUUAAAGCCACGUUGAGUCCAGUGGAGCCCCGAUUUUCCAUACAAACCCAUAUGACAACCACCGGCGCUCCCGAAGUCAAUGAUACCGAUAUGACUACCACUGGACUACUGUCGCUGAAUACCACGACCGGUGCCAACACUACUGGUGAGCCACUGUUGCCCACAACUAAUGGGACAGAUAUAAGCACCGGUGGGGACGUCAGCGACGGCACCGGUAGUACAGCGACAACUGUUACCACAACCACGACUACUACAGCCGCGCCUGUUGUUAACAUAACCGCACCGGACGUCAGCUCCGGCCCCAAGUCGGGCGAAAUGGUUGUCGACAGUACUGAACACGAGUUUAUCAUUACGUCUACGGGAACGACCACUACUACUACUACUACCCCGAGCCCUGCCAUUACCACCACGACUACCAGCGCUCCCAUGGCUACGGGCACUACAAUUAUCAAACCUAUUGAGACAACGAGCAGUAUUGCACCGGUGGACACAUCCCAACCCACCACCGCAACCACAAGUACUACACCUGUGCCCACCACUACCACCACUACAACCACGACUCCCAGCCCCGCCAUAGGUGUCAAAGAGACGACAGCAGUCGACUAUACCAACGAUUAUUAUGAAAGGGCCGACAGUAUGGGCGCUAAUGAGACUACUACUGAGCAUAACUAUGCGGCCGAUAACGGGGCACAACAGGACCUGUUCAACGCCUUUACGUAGACAUUAC